AUGGAGAACCCGUUGCACUCCUUGGCAUCGCUGGCCGAUGUGCAGGCACUUAUUAUCGCCCAAGAUGAGGAGGAGCAGGCUCAGCAGCGCCGGAAGUCGCUGUCCAAGCCGCCGCGCCACUCCAGCGUGCCAAUGUACGCUCAAAUCCUACUGCAGCUGUGGCAGAACGAGUUGCAGCGCAACGACGUGGACCUCACGAGCGAUUUUUUCUACGACCUCAACGGCACGGAGGAGGAUGGCGUGCAACUCGUGGGGCGCAUGCAAGCGCUCGGGUUUAACGUCACCGUGCCACAGUUCCUGGCCAUGCACCGAUGCUCCAUCUACUCGGUGCUUUUGGUGGCGCUGUGA
Phytophthora infestans T30-4 is the source of this 348-nucleotide messenger RNA. RefSeq lists its product as uncharacterized. The transcript has 2 exons. Bases 1 to 348 code for a protein of 115 amino acids. NCBI's taxonomy places the organism in Eukaryota, Oomycota, Peronosporomycetes, Peronosporales, Peronosporaceae. The record is from RefSeq and is a predicted model, not a curated record.